AUGCCGGCACCCGAUCGUGACCAUCCGUCCCCGGACUCGCAUCCCUCCAAACGCCCCCGCCAAUCAUCGCCCGAUAAGGAGUCACCGGCCUCGCUGCCCUCUGCGGGGGCGACUUCCCCGGCGGGCGACCGCGUUCACGACGGGCUGCUGGGCCAUGGUGGUGGUGGUGGCGGCGGCGGCGCUGCUGCUGGAAUCAACAGUGGAGGUGGAAGCAAGAUCGGGCAGAGUAGCAGCUUUCGCAAUGUCAGCGCCUGCAACCGUUGCCGCCUGCGCAAGAACCGCUGCGACCAGAAGCUACCGAGCUGCGCGAGCUGCGAGAAGGCUAACGUGCCCUGUGUAGGGUAUGACCCCAUCUCCAAGAGAGAGCUGCCGCGGAGCUACACCUUCUACUUGGAAAAGCGAGUCGAGCAGCUCGAGGCCCUCCUGGCCGCCAACGACAUCGCCUUCCCGCCCGCCGAGGACCUGGACUAUUGCUCCAAGGUGCGCGCCGAGUCGAACAGCAUCCGGUCGCCUACCGAAGCUGGGCAGUCUUCCUAUUCGGAGUGUACGGAUGCCGCAAGUAGCGGCAGACCGGAAAGCAAUGGUGACGGGCUCGGAGGCAGGCCGCAGAGGCUUGCCUCGAAACCGGGCUCGUCGGCCGGUCCCGCCGUGACCAGCAAUCGCUAUCUCGGGUCGACAGCCGGCAUAUCCUUUGCUCGAGUCGUGUUUGCCGCCGUGCAGUCAUCGGUCUCAGACCAGAAGUCAAACUCGGACAAGGGGGGCGUGCGGCCAUCCGGACCUGCCCCUGGCGGCAACGGCGCCACAGAACCGGGCCAGACCACCUCGAUGCGCGAUUCCUUCUUUGGCCUACACGCCAAGCCUACCUUGCAUCCGGCGCCGUUCCCAGACAAGGAGCUCGGCUUGAGGCUGAUCAGUCUGUACUUUGAGCACGCUAACCCGCAGAUUCCCGUCCUGCAUAAGGGCGAGUUUAUGGAAAUGUUCGAACGCACAUAUGCCGGGGACGGCCGGAGACGGGGCCCGCGGGAGCUGUACGUGCUGAACAUGGUUUUCGCGAUAGGCGCCGGGGUCAUAGUGGGCGACUCCAAAGGACACGUUCCCCCAGCCGGCCUGGAGGACUCCUCGAGUUCGAGGCAGUGCCGCCCCGAGGAGUACCAUGCAAGUGCCAUGAUCCACCUUGAGGCAUGCAUUGGAAGCGGCGCUGGUCUAGAAGACUUGCAGGCGGUGCUGCUGCUGGCCAACUUUGCACUGCUGAGACCCGUGCCCCCUGGCCUUUGGUACAUCAUCGGCGAGGCGGUUAGGCGAGCAGUCGAUCUGGGGCUGCACUAUGAGGACGGCAAGGACCUUGAGGCUGGCUUCGUCGACGCCUCAAACUCACGAAGAGACAGCGUGGCGAAAGAGAAAGGGAGACGAGAGUAUGUACGUGAUAUGAGGCGGCGCCUCUGGUGGUGCACGUACUCGCUUGACCGCCUGGUCAGCCUCUGCGUUGGUCGGCCCUUUGGCAUCCCUGACCACGUAAUCACGACCGAGUUCCCUUCGCUGCUGGAAGACCGCUACAUCACCGCCGGCGGUUUGAUCCAGCCGCCCCCGGAGAUGCUACGGCCCACCUACAAGCUGGUUGCCCACCACUACUUUCGACUCCGGCUUCUGCAAUCCGAGAUCCUGCAGGUCUUGCAGUUCCGGCAAGCCCAGAGUGCCCGUGCCAGCGGGCAGAAUUCCCAAAAUCCCUACAUGCACACAGACCUGCCAUCGCCGUUUCUGGCAAAGUUUGACUCGUUCCGGUCAUGGCGGAUCGAUAUCGACAGGCGUCUAUGGGAAUGGAAGAACUCGGCGCCAAUGAAGGAAGACACAGGCGUGGCCUUCUCGAUCGACUUCUUUGGUCUCAACUAUUGGCAGACGAUUAUCGUGUUGUACAGGCAGAGCCUCAGCGUUCCGACAGUCUUUGAGGGCGAGUAUGACACGGCCAAGGAAGUGGACAGCCCUGCCGUCUACAAUGCAGAGCUUCGCGAGGACGAAGACCGCGUGUACCUUAAGGUUGCCGAGGCGGGCCAGAAGAUCAUGCGGCUGUAUCGUCAGUUGCAUCUGCUUGGCGUAGUCAACUACACGUAUUUGACGACGCACCAUCUGUUUGUGGCAGGCAUAUCGUAUCUCUACGCCAUCUGGCAUUCUCCUAUUGUCAGGAGCCGAUUGACUAUGGACGAGGUGGAUUUCACCAUUCUUGCGGCGACGUCCGUCUUCACAGAUUUCAUGGACAAAUGCCCCCCUGCCGAAGCGUGCCGAGACGCAUUCAACCGGACAGUUAAGGCGACCCUCAAAAUGGUCAAUCAAACUGGCGGUUUCGGUCAACAAUACCAGCCCACGCCGGCCAGCGCAGCCUCUAGCUCGAGAAACAACCUCGACCACAGACGAUUCGACUGGAGUACCAGGAGCGGUGUCACAUCGCUGUCGAGCAAGCCUCCGUACAAGAGGCAUCGCCAACACCCUUCAUCAGCGGGCCAAACUUCAGCCGCCACAUCAGACGUGUAUUCCACCGCCCCUUGGCUCGCAUCUGCCUUCCCCAAAGGCGCGUCAUACCGGAUCCACGGCAACCCCACGGUCAAGACAGAAGCAGAUGGCUUCCCCCUCAUGCGCAACACUCCCGUCCCACCACGCAGCGACGCCAGUUCCACCGACGAUAUAAAAAAGCCCGUCACCCCAGAAGCGACCGCGCCCAUCGAUCAACCAAUGCUGCGGUCCCCGUCGGCACUGCAGCAGCAAAAACAACAACAACUGCACCACCGCCAACAACACCCCACCUCGCUCAGCUCACCCAUCGGCGAGAUGAUGAGCCAACCCCUUGCAACCGGCGCAGCAGCGGGUGGCUUCCUCUCGCCUCGGCAUCAACAACAACAACCACAACAACCACCACCAUCACGACAGCAGCAGCAAUUCAGCCCGGGAACAAUCCAGGCGUUUAACGACAUGCAAGGCCUGGACUUUCUCCAGAACGUGCAGAUGGAUAUACCCGGGUUCAACGUCGGGUACGAAGGCGGCGGGUCGAGACACGAUUUGCUCGGGGAUGGGCAGCACCUGCAACUGGGACUGUUUGAUGACUUUUUCUUUGGAGGAGGGGUGCAGGCUGCGACGCAGACGCAGACGCAUUCGCCGACGACGACGCAAACGCAACAGGGCCAGCAGGGGCAGGGGCAGUAAGGGGGCGAGGGCACCGGAUUAGGGAUCUGAGAUUGAUGUGAUCUGGAUUGCUGGGUUGGUGUUUUUCCGGAACUUGGAGGCUUGGUUUGAGCUGGGUGUUGAGGGUGUCUCUUGUUUCCCCCGCUGUGUGGUUAUGUGGUGUUAUGUGGUGUGUGAUGUGUAAAACAGCGGUCACU
Parathielavia appendiculata is the source of this 3365-nucleotide messenger RNA. RefSeq lists its product as uncharacterized. The transcript has 3 exons. Lineage: Eukaryota; Fungi; Ascomycota; Sordariomycetes; Sordariales; Chaetomiaceae. Bases 1 to 3189 code for a protein of 1062 amino acids. Gene Ontology annotation, molecular function: sequence-specific DNA binding; DNA-binding transcription factor activity, RNA polymerase II-specific; zinc ion binding. Gene Ontology annotation, biological process: DNA-templated transcription; positive regulation of transcription by RNA polymerase II. The record is from RefSeq and is a predicted model, not a curated record.